This is a messenger RNA of Notodromas monacha, 3122 nucleotides long. Lineage: Eukaryota; Metazoa; Arthropoda; Ostracoda; Podocopida; Cyprididae. The record is from the annotation of a GenBank genome assembly.
GUUCUUUUUUUGCAGGAUCGUUGUUAUUCGGUGUGUUCUUGUGUUUUGAAUCUCGAAAAUAAUUUGUUCUUCUUGUCACCUUCGGAAAAAUGCCGGGAGAAAUGGAAGCCGCUCCCCCGUCUGCGGGGCGAUCUGAAGCUGAUGAGCUGCAGCUCAAAGCGUCUCAGGUCACUGAUGAAAGCAAGGAGGCUGGCAUCAGGACAUUGGUUGCACUUGAUGAUCAAGGGGAACAAUUGGAAAGAAUUGAGCAAGGGAUGCAUCAGAUCAAUGCAGACAUGAGAGAAGCAGAAGAAAAUCUUGCUGGAAUGGAGAAGUGCUGUGGUCUCUGCGUCUUACCGUGGCAGAGGAGUGCGAAUUUCAAGGAAAAUGAAGGCACCUGGAAGAACCAAGAAGAUGGAAAAAUGGUCAGCAACCAACCCAUGCGAGUAACCGAUGAGCGCAAUGGCGCCAUGGUGAAUUCCGGAUAUAUUGGCAGGGUUACAAAGGAUGCACGCGAAGAUGAAAUGGAGGAAAACAUGCAGCAGGUGUCCGGCAUGCUUUCAAACCUUCGAAAUAUGGCAAUGGAUAUGAAUUCUGAGAUCGAUAAUCAGAACAACCAAAUCUCUCGCAUCACAAAUGAGGGUGAUUCGAAUUACACUCGCAUUCGCAUUGCUAAUGAGCGUGCUGACAAACUGAUGAAAUAAGCUGGAACCUGUGAGGUACAGAAGAGAUGCUGAGGGAGCAUUCCUUUUUUCCUCUGUGAAAACGCCUUGGUUUUGUCUUCCUAAGGUCGUUUAUUGGUGCUUCUUCCGUUCGAUUUUUUUUCUUCUUUGCCGUGUGAAUCCCUUGUCUUGCUUCAUUAUCGUUUGAUAUUCCAAUAUUUAGGUUUCCGCUUCCCAGUUUUCGUGAGCUUGAUUUUAUGCAGCCUCAAUUACUCAUAAAGGUACGAAAUGAUGCAACUUGUCUUUCCAGCCUUACAUUGGAAAUGUUUUAAAGAGGUAUUCUACGAGCCUGCACUGUGGGAGUGCUUUCAGGGGGAUACACGCACGAGCAUGCUAAUUUUGAUCCAGGUGCUUAUUACCCGCACAUGUUGAAGUCUUUAUUUUCCCUCUGCAUUCGGUGUACAAGACGUAUCGGUCCUAUCCGGGAUGAUGUACAAAAAUAGCUAAUCAGCGCUUUUGAAAUUGUAUCGUGCAUUAUAUCGCGCACCGUCUUUUCAAGCACAGUACUGUACCGAACGACAAAUUUCAGCUGACUCUUCUCUGGCUUCACGGCUUGUGCGAGUUCUUCGUGGAUACGAAGUACUAUGCGAAAAAUUUUAUCUCAGUAAACAAUGCAAUUUUGAUCAUCGUCAAAGUUUUAUUUCUCUGGGACGUUGAUGUUGAGUGUGGGUUCAAGCCGUGAUGCCGGGAAGAAUCUUACUACAGCAGAAUUUCGUUACAACAAAUAAUGCUUGCAACGAAUUUGCUUUUCUGGUGCCUGUUCAAUAGCCGCAAUGUUAUUUUUAUUUCGUUGUAACGACUUUUGGUUCACAAUAACUUUUUUCAAGGUCCUUAACCCCCCUUUGUAACGGAAUUCUGCUGUAUUUCAAUGGCAUACUAUGAAUACGGUUAGGAGGAACAUUCCUUCAUUAGCAUGGUAGAAAUGUUGAACGAAUCGAGUCAAUAUUUUCCGCAAGUGAUGAGAACUUCUGGUAAUUCUUACGGCAUGUGAUUCUGUAAUCAAGCGCGAUUGUUGAGAGAAAGAAUUCGAUCCGCAAUGCAAGUCCAGAUUUUUUUUUUUAUGUCGCAUCGAUAAUUUCUGGACUGUUCCAACUGUAGCAUCCGAAAGUGUGAUUAUGACUGCGUUUUAUUUAUUCUGCGCUGAAGUAGAAUCUCGAAUGUUUACUUUUCCUUGUAAACCUUCAGCAAUUAUCGCGGGAGUGUUUGCCAAGCACGUGCAUGAAUUAUUCAAGAUUCGCAUCUUGUGUUUGUGGACUGUAAUCCAAUCUAACUCUUAGAAUUUUUAAUUAUCAGUAAUCGAAAUUUCCUCAUUUCCACUUCAUUUUUUUUCUUUGUUGUACUGAAGACCGAAUGCAGAAUAUUAGCUUGUGACUGGGCAAACUGUGCUUGCGAAGUGCUUGUGGUUGACGUCGGGGUCUUAUUGCCCGCCAAAGAGUUAUUGGCUCAAAUGGUUACGAUAUGUUAGAGUUCUUAGUGAGAUUUGCGAGUUACUUUUUAAUCUGCACUAUUAUUUUUGUGAUCAAGUUUUCGGGAGAUUGAGCGGAGUGAGUGUUGUUUCCUAGUCGAAGUCCACCUUCAGCUGAAUGUGACAUCUCUGCAAUAAACUGGCGGAUGUCAGGAAAGUUACGAAAUUUUGAACAUUCCCGGUUGCGAACUGUAUCUUGAGUUCUGUGAUAGAUCAGUUCAAGCGUCUCUCGUAUCUAUUGUAACCUAUCAAAAAUAUCGACAGAAGACCAGCAUUAAGUCGGAAUGGAAUGCUGCUGAUGAUGAAAUGGAAAAAAAGUUUUUGAUAUGAGGUUUUGUAUGGAUGCCCUUGGGAGGGAAAAAUUGACUAUCUAUGCCAUCGAGAUGAAUCCCAUUUUGAAGCUUUUCAUGCCAUUGAAUCUAGUCCGUUGAUUCCCUGGAAUAGUUGCCGGGAUGACGUUCAUCAUUCGAGAAUAUUGCAUGAUCUUGGUUACCCUGCCGUGAUCUUAUAUGUGAGUGAAGUUGGUUGCCUUUUGAUGCUGUAGUCAAACUCGUUGGUUUGCAUAAUUGGCUGAUCUUACGUUGAAGCUUUAUAUCUAGUCCUUAUUGUGGUCUUGUUUUUGAGUGGAGUGUUGAAGUGCAAAGGCUCGUUUGUGGUCAUUUGAUCUCACUAUUACGUUUUCUUGUCUGAAAACUUUUUUUAUCUCUUCGUAUCGCAUGUUCAUCACAGCUGCAGGAAUAGGUGUUCUUCGUCCGUUUUGAAUUGCGUUUUGUUCGCGAUGAAUCACGACGAAUACCUUCGCUGAUUGAUUUCUUGAGCUCUUCUUCCAUUGGCAAGGGCAGGGUGUAGAUCAUGGUUUUGAUCAAUUCGGGUUUCGAUGAUUAUUGGGAUUUUAAGUAGUGUCGCAUUUAUGAAGUACGUACGAAAAUAGCAAGCGACUUCUUCAUGCAAUGAAA